Lucilia sericata (common green bottle fly) is the source of this 988-nucleotide messenger RNA. RefSeq lists its product as uncharacterized. The record is from RefSeq and is a predicted model, not a curated record. The annotation marks the transcript as partial. Lineage: Eukaryota; Metazoa; Arthropoda; Insecta; Diptera; Calliphoridae. The transcript is spliced from 2 exons.
UUUAGGUGCAAAACUUUUAUAAAUGCCAGUGUCGUUAAACAAUUGAAAUGAGUCGUUAUUCGAACGUAAAACAAACAACUUGUGUGGUGGUGAAUUCCGUGUUUUUGUUUCAAAAUUAAUUCAAAUUGCCAAACAACGAAUUUCCGUUAAAUUUUUGAAAUUGCAUUUAAAUAUUUUUUUUGUGAAUUUGAAAGCAAACAACAACUGUUCGAACUGAAAUAAAACAUACUUUGCCAGGAUUAAAAGUAUGAUUUUAUAAAGUUUCUUAAUUAAAAAAGUGAUCGUCAUUUUACAAAAAACGCUAACAAUUGCUAUAAAAUCUUUUAAAAAUGUUGUGUACAAAAAAUAAAUUAAAAAAUAAUUAAAAUAUACGACAAAGUUUAAAUACUAGUGUCAUUAACUAGUCUUCAGCUGGAAAGAAAAAAUAAUUAUUUAACAGAAAAUUAAUUUGUGUUGCAAACAGCAAGAAAAAAAAGAAACGUUUGUAAUCAAAAUGAAGACAUUAUUAAUAUUAAUUUGUUUAACAAUUGGCAUUUUAAAUGUCUACUGCGCCAGUGAAAUAAAUAAACCCACUAAACUAACGACAACAAAACAAAUUGCUGAUGACACAACAACAACAACGAAUACAGCAGCAGCAACAGCCGCCGCAUCUGCACCAGUUGCAGCAAUUGCAUUAACAAAUGACGCUACCAAAGAUAAAAGAGAAACAAAAGACACAAAAGAUGCAUCCACUGUCUAUGCAAAUCAUCGAUCAGAUACAGCAACCGCCAUUGUCCAUAGAAACACUAAUGCAAAUGACGAUGAUCCCGAAAGUCCACAAGAAACGGUUUACGGAACAAAUGCCCGACAAUUUCUAAUAAGACCACAGCAACAACAUUUGCAACAGCAGCAGCAACAAAAUGAAGAAGAACAACUGCCACCACAAUUGAGAAAUUAUCCGGCCACCAUAAGGCCUCACAAUACACAGCUACUGGAACAAAGUCAGGAG